This is a messenger RNA of Coprinopsis cinerea okayama7#130, 1731 nucleotides long. RefSeq lists its product as hypothetical. The transcript is spliced from 13 exons. Gene Ontology annotation, molecular function: heme binding; oxidoreductase activity, acting on paired donors, with incorporation or reduction of molecular oxygen; iron ion binding. NCBI's taxonomy places the organism in Eukaryota, Fungi, Basidiomycota, Agaricomycetes, Agaricales, Psathyrellaceae. The coding region runs from base 1 to 1731 and encodes 576 amino acids. The record is from RefSeq and is a predicted model, not a curated record.
AUGCUCAUCCAACUCACAGGCUCGCUCUUCGCAGCUUGGCUAACCUAUCGCGGGCUCAGGUGGUACCUUGUGCCUGACCCAAUCGACCUCCUCCCGGGUCCCAGACCCAAGUCUUGGCUCACUGGCGAUAUAAACGACCUAAUCAACCCAAACGGAUGGGAGUUCCACGCCCGUCUGGAACGGGAAUACGGUCCGAUAUCCAAUAUCAAGAGCUUCCUUGGAUCUAACUUUGUACACAUCUAUGACCCCAAGGCACUCUACCACGUCCUCGUCAAGGUCAUUCCUGCCCUGGGCCAGACCCCGCUACCCUUUAGCUUUAGUGCUUACCAUUAUGUCCCACAGGACCAAGAUACCUUCGAAGAGAAUCCGAUCUUCCGGAUUACCUUCGAACAAGUAUUCGGAAAAGGCCUCCUCUCAACUUUCGGCGACCAGCACCGCAAGCAACGCAAAAUGCUCAACCCCGCGUUCUCCAUUGCGCACCUUAAAGAACUCGUUCCUGUUUUUCAUCAUGUUUCUCAGAAGCUCCGCGAAGGCAUAAAGCAACAGCUAGCCGAAGGGAAAGACGAGGUCCGUACUAUUGACCCUGACCGUUGCCAUUACCGCUUGACCAGCGAUGACCAUACUCAGAUCGACAUCCUCUCUUGGUCAACCCGCACAGCACUCGAAUUAAUCGGGCAAAGCGGGUUAGGAUACUCGUUCGACACUCUAGAGUCAGACACACCCGAACACCCCUUCUCAACCGCGAUCCGUGGCUUUGCCCAACUCCUAAACACAUUCACCAUCUCUCGCUUCGUCGUCCUCCCACUCGUGCACGACCUGUUCACACCGUCGAUUAGGCGAUUUGUCGUGGACAUCCUCCCUUGGCCCCGCCUUCACCGUCUUCGAGAUAUGAUCGACACAAUGCAUAACACCUGUGUUCAAAUUUUUGAGGACAAAAAGCGGGGAAUUUUGGAGGGCAGCCAAGACGCGAAAGACGGGAAGGACAUCAUUAGUAUCCUGAUGAGAGCCAACAUGUCUGCUUCCGAAACAGACCGCCUCCCCGACUCUGAGCUCCUCGCUCAGCUUUCGACCCUGACAUUCGCAGCAAUGGACACAACAUCCAACACAACCGCGCGCUUAAUCCACACGCUCGCAUCCAACCCUACGAUCCAAUCCCAACUUCGCUCCGAGCUCCUCAACGCCAAAGCGAAUGUGGACGGUCGGGAUCUGACAUACGAAGAACUCGAUCAACUCCCACUACUUGAUGCUGUGUGCCGUGAAACCCUCCGUCUCACCAACAAACCCGCCGUCCUCCCUCUCUCCACGCCCCUAACCCUCCGUGACGGCACCACCACAACCACCAUCACAAUCCCGGCCAAAACCGACAUCCUCGUCGGGAUCCUUGCGUGUAACCGUAACCCUGACCUAUGGGGCCCCGACGCGAAUGAAUGGAAGCCCGAGCGAUGGCUCAAGGGCCUGCCUCAGGAAACGCUGAGCCCGCUGGGUCCUCAUAGGAUGACGUUUAUCGGAGGAGGACGAGCGUGUAUCGGAUUCAAAUUCGCCAUUCUCGAAUUGAAGGUCAUCCUAACAACCCUCCUUGAAGCCUUCGAAUUUUCGCCAACUAGCCAAACAGUCGGAUGGCAAUUCAACGGGGUGACUCAACCUGUCGUGCACGACCCCACCGCACCCCCAGGGACAUCGCCGAAGAUUAUGCUGCCCGUAAAGGCUUCUCUGGCUCAGCCCCAGUCGUAG